This is a messenger RNA of Drosophila obscura, 3418 nucleotides long. RefSeq lists its product as uncharacterized. The coding region runs from base 500 to 3010 and encodes 836 amino acids. Lineage: Eukaryota; Metazoa; Arthropoda; Insecta; Diptera; Drosophilidae. The record is from RefSeq and is a predicted model, not a curated record. The transcript has 13 exons.
UUGCUUGUUCAUGAACAAAAACAUAGCUUACCGCGUGAAUUUUAAAGUUGUGUUGUUACACAACUGUUUCCAGGUGCAAAGCAAAGAAGCUCGUAUAUUGAUUAAAAAAAUGCAUAAAUUUAAUGUGUACCAAGUAACAGAGUCUUGUUUCGAAGACUCUGAAUAUGUUACAAUGUCAAAAGUGAUGUGUCCUCGGAACCUGAUGUAAGACAAUAAAGACUAUUUACGAAGCUGUAUGUUAAUAUAAAUGGGAAAGAAACUUCAAUUCGACGAUGGAUGCGUGAUCCACUAUUCUUUGUCGUUUGUUCUAAGUUUUCGUACAGAGAGCAAGUCGGUCGGUCGGCUGGAAGUGCAUAUGAUUAGAAAUCUGGCGUCAUGAAAAUUGGCAUUAGUGUGAGAAUCCGAACUUUUUAUAAAAGUUUUGAAAAAGAAGACAGAUGAGUACUUUUCCCUUUUAUCCGAAACGUCUUCAAGUUUAUUAAGCAGUGCCGACUGUUGCAUGAAAUCGAGUAACACUGAAAUAUCCAAAAAGGGGUUCCAGUGCCUGAACAAAAUUAUAUACCGCGUACCUUGCAACACCACUGCUUUUGUAGAUGCAAUUUUGGCGCGAAGCUUGCAUUCUAUUCGAAACCAGCGCUAUUCGUUUGCUUGCAAAGACCUGUUAUAUUAUGAGUCCGUGGAUUCUAGAAUGAAGACUACUGACGGAAUUGUUCUCUCUCAAUCGUUGUUGUGCUUGGCUUUGUACAUGACUCGGGAUAACCAAGCGGCAAAGAAUAUAUUAACGAAGUUAAAGGAUAUGAUUGAUCGCUUGCCAUCUACAGUUAAAACCAGUGAAAUUGCAUCUUUUUGGUCGGUUUUACAAAAAUAUGAGAAAGAAAUAAACCAAGAAACUCGGAAUGUCCAAUUUAUCAGGAAACCGGUCUUCAAUACAUAUGUGCCUUUCAAUGGCUUUAAGUGUAGCAAGAUAAUACCAUUUGCCAGCAGCGCAUGUGAAUACAGCAAAAUUUUGAAUGGCCCUGUCGAUUCUGCUGGGGUUUUCGCAAGGGUCAGCAUCCCCAAAGAAAAAAUUAUUCUUGUUGAGAACCCUGUGUACAUCCAGUUUAGUGCACCUUUUUUGAAUUGUGAAAUGUGUGGAGUGCACCAAGAACUACUAUACACAUGUAGCCGCUGUCGCUACAAAACAUAUUGCACCCAGGCAUGUAUGGAAUCGGACUGCGAGGUACACCAAACUGAAUGCUAUGGAUACAAAAUAGGCCUGAUACCAAUGCUGGAAAUAACACAGCUGUUUCGAUGUUUUCUUCAAGCUGCAAAGUAUUUGAAUCAGGCUAUAUUGGAAUUGUCUCUGGAUGGUAGAAUAAUAAGCGAUCCACUUGUCGCUUGGAAUUUUAUACUACAUUAUGCAAACGAAGAUGAUAAAGGGGACUCGGUUAUUAUCGAAUUUUUGGCGACGCAACCAGACUACAAGUUGUUAACCUCAGAAAAGUAUCACGAAGUGAUAUCCACAGCAUUUCGUCUGUCGGUUUUUAUCUUUAAUGAUACCAACAUCAUACAGACUUACUUCAGUGUGCUGCCUAUCAACAAAAUUAGUAUGAUCAAAUUAAUAGCUGCGGUUCUCAUGCGGUUAAGUGCACACGUUUUAUUAAAAUCCCAACAAGACGACCUGCAUUAUCCACAAGUUGAAACAACAAAUUCACAUGAGGAUGAUGAUUCAGUAUUACCAGUAAUGAGCGACCGUGCAUCUGCAAAUGCCAUCAGCUAUUACGGAAUCAAUGUUCCGUCGGAUUUCGUAGACUGUUACAAUGAAGUACGCAAACGUGCGUUGUCAAAUGAGAUGCUUACUAAAGCACGAAACCAGUUUCAACUCUACAAACCAUACGAUAGUCCAAUGUCUGGGUACACGAUUAGGCUACUUCAUUUAUCCCUAACGCAUGAUCAAAUUAAAUCCGCUGAAAAUCUCUUCAGUGCGGAAAUUCUAAAUUCAAAGAAAACAAAGAAGAUUCUUGAUAACAUGAACACAUCGAAGCGUUGCCAAUUGGUCACCAAAAUAGCUACAUAUUUUCAUCAGUUCCUUGAAGACUAUUUUGCCCAAGCGGAUAAUUAUUACAGCUGUUACCAAAAAAAAUCCACCCUUUGUUCGACUUUAAAGGCAUUCAAACAGAGUAAUACGACAGGCAACAUUAAGGUUAUAUCUCUAUCUAGGGGGCAGUUUUUAGGAGUUGCAUCUACGGAUAUAGUGCCUGGAGAAGAGUUGAUUUUAAGCCCAUACAUGUUAAGGCCCCUCACUCAGAGUCGCGUAUUGAAUCAGCCCUAUUCUCAUGCCUUCAAGUUAGCAAGUGAAGGUGCGUCAGAUGCCAUGGCAGGACUUCAACAGGAAAUUCUUGAAUUGUUUAGUACGCCCACAACCAAAUGCGCACAGCCUUAUGCCGAAAAUGAUUCGUUUUGCCAACAGCAUAUAUCAUUCAUUUUGGAAAUCGAAAAGAAAAUGUUAAGUUUGGAGUCUUCUCAGCUGGACAUUAAAGUACAACACAGGUUAGCCAUUUUGCACGGCACAUACAAUUCUUUUGCUGCCUUGCAUUUUGAAGCAGGAAAUGGUCAACUCUUACGUGGAGGGCUAAAAUUUGCCAAAUUUCUAGCAGCGAACGGGUUUUUAGAGCACGCCAGUGAUAUUAUAUUUUUCAUAGUUAAUUCUCUAGAAGUGGAUAUAUGUUUGGAUGAAGCAGGAAUUUGCCGAAGUAUAUUCUCUAUAAUCCGAAAGAUUAUUGAAAAAUACAUUGAAAAUAUGGAUGCUUGUGUGGAUGUGAAUCGAGAGUAUCCAAACAUGUUACUGGCCAGCUGCUUUUCGAUUGUAGAAAGACAACAAAGAACUUUUGAAUCACAGCUGGAAGAUGAAGAUGCGUUUUCUUUGUACAUGGAGUACAGUGCACAUUAUUACAGAUGGAAAACCAUAAUAAAUGCUUAUAUUUUAAUGCCACCCCGCUUAAAAAAGUAUUUGUUGGACUUGGAAGCUUAAUUAGCUUUCUACCAAAGAUACUUUUGACUUGGAAAUUUGUAUUUUGAAUCUAACAUCGUCGAAAUGUGAUUGCUUUAAGUAACAUUAAUUCAUAAAUUACCCACUAUGUGGGUAAUAUCAUAUAUGUACGAAUGAUUAUAUGUACAUAUGUAUAAUUUAAAAUUAGUUGAGAAAGCUUAAAUUGCAUUUAAUGAAAUUUAAUCGAAAACGAUGUGCUGAGCAAUACAAUACAAACUAAUAUUUUUAUUGGCAAAAGCACAUAAACAGCGUACAUUAAUAUGGCAGAUAAUCAAAACGAUAAAUAUUUUAAGUAGUGUAUUGGUUUAGACUGAAUAUUCAACAUAAGAUGUAUAAAAAAUGCAUUGUUUUUGUUGUAACCAACGUUAUUAUGAAGAAAUUAAAUAUCGG